This is a messenger RNA of Chaetomium strumarium, 1934 nucleotides long. RefSeq names its product acyl-CoA dehydrogenase/oxidase. Gene Ontology annotation, biological process: fatty acid beta-oxidation using acyl-CoA dehydrogenase. Gene Ontology annotation, molecular function: acyl-CoA dehydrogenase activity; flavin adenine dinucleotide binding. Gene Ontology annotation, cellular component: cytoplasm. Bases 184 to 1815 code for a protein of 543 amino acids. NCBI's taxonomy places the organism in Eukaryota, Fungi, Ascomycota, Sordariomycetes, Sordariales, Chaetomiaceae. The transcript has 3 exons. The record is from RefSeq and is a predicted model, not a curated record.
AGCCAGGUCCCUGGAGGAAUGCGGCCCUUUAUUCUGACUGCUUCCUCCCGUCCGUCCAUUCCUGACUUCAUUCCUCCUUCGUCCACCUUCUCAUCACUUUCUCCCGCCCUGCUUUCCUCCUAAUUCUGAUUGAAGUGAAGAUCCUGAAGACACCUUUUGAGAUUCGGCCACAUCCCACAAACUAUGUCCAAGACAUUUAGCCAGAGCGACGUCGCGUCGCACAACAAGACCGAUUCCCUAUGGAUUGUGGUCGACGGCGACGUCUAUGAUCUCACGAAGUUCCAAGAUGACCAUCCAGGCGGCAAGAAGAUCCUCCAGAGGGUGGCGGGCAAGGAUGCGUCGAAGCAGUUCUGGAAGUAUCAUAAUGAGGGUAUUCUCAAGAAGUACCAGAAGCAGCUGCAGAUUGGGUCGCUAGACAGCAAGCCUAAGCCUGCCGCCGCCCCGGCGCCGGCACCCGCCCCUAAGAAGGAGGCGCCCAAGCCCAAAGCCGCAGCGGCGGCUACCCCUGCCGAGGAGGCCGAGGCCCUGGAACCGUAUGGCCAGCUGAUUCCUUUCGGCGAUCCCAGUUGGUAUCAAGGGUAUCACUCUCCCUAUUUCAACGAGACACACGCUGCCCUUCGGGCUGAGGUUCGCGAGUGGAUCGAGACCGAGAUCGAGCCCCAUGUCGCCGAGUGGGACGAGAAGAAGCAGGUGCCGCCCGAGAUCUACAAGGAAAUGGGCCGGCGCGGUUACCUCGCCGGCCUGCUGGGCACGAAAUACCAGAAGGACUACGUCCAGAAUCCCAUCAAAAGCGUCCCGCAUGACAAGUGGGAUCUAUUCCAUGAAAUGCUGCUCACUGAUGAGCUCAGCCGCACCGGCUCAGGUGGCUUCGUGUGGAACGUCAUCGGUGGCUUCGGCAUUGGCUGCCCGCCGCUGGUCAAGUUCGGCAAGAAGUCGCUGGUCGACCGCAUCCUGCCGGGCAUUCUCAACGGCGACAAGCGCAUCUGCCUGGCUAUCACGGAGCCCGACGCCGGCAGCGACGUGGCCAACCUGACGUGCGAGGCCAAGCUGAGCGAGGACGGCAAACACUACAUUGUCAACGGCGAGAAGAAGUGGAUCACCAACGGCAUCUGGUGCGACUACUUCACCACAGCCGUGCGCACCGGUGGGCCCGGCAUGAACGGCGUGUCGCUGCUGCUGAUUGAGCGCGACUUUGGCGGUGUGUCGACGCGACGUAUGGACUGCCAGGGCGUGUGGUCGAGCGGCACGACCUACAUCACCUUCGAGGACGUCAAGGUGCCCGUCGAGAACCUGAUCGGCAAGGAGAACCAGGGGUUCCGUGUCAUCAUGACCAACUUCAACCACGAGCGCAUCGGCAUCAUCAUCCAGUGCCUGCGCUUCUCGCGCGUGUGCUACGAGGAGUCGGUCAAGUACGCCAACAAGCGAAAGACGUUCGGCAAGAAGCUCAUCGAGCAUCCGGUCAUCCGGCUCAAGCUGGCCCACAUGGCGCGCCAGAUCGAGGCCAGCUACAACUGGCUCGAGAAUCUCAUAUAUCAGUGCGAGAAGAUGGGCGAGACCGAGGCCAUGCUGCGCCUGGGUGGCGCUAUCGCCGGGCUCAAGGCUCAAGCCACCGUCACCUUCGAGUUCUGCGCCCGCGAGGCCUCGCAGAUCUUUGGCGGUCUGUCAUACUCGCGCGGCGGCCAGGGCGGCAAGGUCGAGCGCCUGUACCGCGAUGUCCGCGCCUACGCCAUCCCAGGCGGCAGCGAGGAGAUCAUGCUUGAUCUUAGCAUUCGGCAAAGCUUGAGGGUCCAUAAGAUGCUGGGUAUGAAGCUGUAAGGAGGACUAAAUUUUGGAAAUUGGCGGAAAGGGCUGCGAGGUAUUUGGUAUAUUAGUCGAUCAAGGGUAACAGUAUUUGUAUUGGCGCUGCUGUUCUGUUCGGUGGCCAUGCUGCUCGC